AUGGAACUCCCACCCUCCUCCACUUCCUCGACGUCUCAGUCGCUAGCACUGGUCAAGAAAACAGCGCUCAUGCCGUCGUUAACGUCAAUGACCAAGACGUUCUUUACGAAGACGUUCAUGACGCCUCCGCUGAAGUUAUGGGGCGGUCAGAGCAGUCCAACCGGCGUGGACGACCUCUCUGGCACGACUACUAGUAGCGACGGGCGGGGCGACAUAUGUGAGAUUGUGGUCGUCGCUAUACAAAAAGUUACAAUCCCGGAUCCAGCUACGUCGACGAAUAACGAACACGACCUCCCAAGCACCUUUGGCUCGAGUCGCCUGCUGCAAAAGUCGCUGGUCUGGGGCUCGACGACCACGAAGAAAAUACCGAAGCCUCAACUAUCGAAGCAGGUACCGCCUCGUCUCGUGUGUACCCUCCGCAGCGGCGGGACGACGAAAGUCUCGGCUCAGGCGGAACGACACGAUCGGACGUUUGACUUUGAUGAGAAGUUCGUCUUUGAACGACGAGAGCACGACGCGCAGUACCAGAAAGUGACGAUCGACGUCUCGCGGGGCCCGUCGGGGUUUACGAAGAAGCCGAAUUGCCUUGGUCACGUUCAGGUGGACUUGAACGAGGCGUUUCAGGCACAGGCAACAGGACCCAUCUAUCGACACUGCACCUUGAUGACGUCCAAUGGAUCCGAGGACAUGGGCGUGGAGAUCCACUUUGUCCUUCACCGUCUAGUCGUGCAAAACGCCACGGCCGCGGCUGCCUCUCGUGUGCUCACAAGGUCAAGCGGGAGUCUCAAUGACGAUGACGAUAUGGACGCGUGCGGACAAAUUUUCCCGGAUCUGUGGUAUCUUUGCUAA
This is a messenger RNA of Peronospora matthiolae, 849 nucleotides long. The record is from the annotation of a GenBank genome assembly. Lineage: Eukaryota; Oomycota; Peronosporomycetes; Peronosporales; Peronosporaceae.